AUGAUCCUGUUUUUGUCAACUAUCUUCCUGUUUCUUUCUUUUGCGAGUAAUGCUAAUGCGUACAACUGGACGAAGUAUCAUUCCAAUAAUGAGGUGGCAAGUAUUCUAGCAGAAGUAAAUGAGAAAUGUAAAAACAUAUCAUUUUUCUAUCAUCUCGAAACGAGGAGAACUGAUACUACUUUUGGGGGUAACAAACUAUAUGUGUUAGCUUUCGGUCAUCCAGCAGAUCGUCAUAAAGCAGAAAUCCCUGAAGUAAAGCUGAUUGCUAACAUGCACGGAAAUGAGGCUGUUGGUCGGGAACUAAUGCUUCGUUUGGCGGACUAUAUCUGUUAUCAAUACCUGAACGGUGAUGAAUUUGUCAAUUGGCUCGUACUGAACACUAGGCUUCAUAUAAUGCCAUCAAUGAAUCCUGAUGGAUUUGAAUUGGCUACACCUGGAGAUGAAAUGAAAGGUCGCACAAAUGGCAAUAAUGUGGACUUGAAUCGUAACUUCCCAGAUUCCGACAGACUUUUCUACCAAUGGUCAGCAGUCGAUAACAGUGAAAGAUUUCAUUUUUUUAAUGAUUACUACAGAUCUCCCAAGCCUGAAAUAGAGACUAUGAUGGUUGAAGAAUGGCUUGAAGCAGUACCUUUUGUCCUCUCAGCGAAUAUUCAUGGAGGAGCCCUAGUCGCCAACUAUCCUUUUGAUGGUUCCAUUGAUGGUACAAGACGAAAGUCCCCAACACCCGAUGAUUCAAUUUUUGUGAGUUUGGCUGAAGCAUACUCCGGCUAUCAUCCACAAAUGAAAACUGGCAAAGUCGUUUGUCACUAUGAUAAUGCUUUUCCAAAAGGCAUAACAAACGGUGCUGCUUGGUAUCCAGUCGAAAGUGUUGAAUAA
Messenger RNA from Rodentolepis nana, 876 nucleotides. The record is from the annotation of a GenBank genome assembly. NCBI's taxonomy places the organism in Eukaryota, Metazoa, Platyhelminthes, Cestoda, Cyclophyllidea, Hymenolepididae.